Aplosporella prunicola CBS 121167 is the source of this 789-nucleotide messenger RNA. RefSeq lists its product as uncharacterized. The record is from RefSeq and is a predicted model, not a curated record. NCBI's taxonomy places the organism in Eukaryota, Fungi, Ascomycota, Dothideomycetes, Botryosphaeriales, Aplosporellaceae. The annotation marks the transcript as partial. The transcript has 2 exons.
CUUCCUCUCUCUAUAUGUGUCUUCUGUGACUAUUUCCAUCGCUCUCAUCCGCACCUUCGACAAUGAGAAACACACACCUUCGCUGACCGGCAACUGCUGCCGAGGCUACAUACGCCUCAUUCACCGCUCUCCACCGGUAAACCCUCGGCGGGUGGAGAGUGGAGCAUUCCCUCACGCCUCGGCCCGGUGCUAUCCUCAACAAGGCAACUUUUGACCUCGAAUGAAUUAUACAUGUCUCAGCUGGCUAUGUGGCUAUCCCGGCUCUUCUAUUGGCAACCUAAGGCAUCGUGCCUGCUGACAUCAGACCCGCCGAGCAAGAUAAGAGCGGGACUGAGAACGGGGCUCUACGAAAAUGGACCAACUGGACGUGGACGAAAGCAUCAAUACCAACACUUUCAACAACCUCAACCUCGACGAACCAUUAGAUGAUGACUCCAGUUCCGAUGAAGAAAGUUCUAACCAUGUCCUUCCCGAAUGCCAAAUCUGUGAGACGAUACCAAGCGAGCUUUUCCCGCCCGAAGAACUUUACAGACUGUUUCAUGAAGAUUGUUCUGCAUGCCCGGAUGAGGAUUGGGUACUUUGCGACUGGUGUCGGCAUGCCAGACUCAAACACAUCUUUCUAUGUCCAAACGCGGGAGACGACGUGGUUUUGGAUCCGAUUCUAAUGCCACAUAUAAAGACUCGCAUAUUCGAACAAACUGCCACCGAUUGUGCGUUUUGUUCUUUCGUGGAGGCCAUGGCGAAUGAGGCCCUUAAGGGAUCUUCCCUGGAAAAUUGCUUGAUAGUUGG